Pecten maximus is the source of this 2927-nucleotide messenger RNA. RefSeq names its product deformed epidermal autoregulatory factor 1 homolog. The record is from RefSeq and is a predicted model, not a curated record. NCBI's taxonomy places the organism in Eukaryota, Metazoa, Mollusca, Bivalvia, Pectinida, Pectinidae. The transcript has 5 exons. The coding region runs from base 1 to 933 and encodes 310 amino acids.
AUGUUGAAAGUUAUCUCCCUUAGAAAGUGUAAGUUAGAGCUAUGUAAAGUAAUCUUUUCUUUUUGUCGGAAACAGACUGGCCCCAUCCGAUUGUUUGUACCAUACAAGAGAAGAAAAAAGGACAGCGACAGUGAUGCUUCCUCUCCAACACGUAUAGAAACCAUUCCUGUGCCAGUCAAUAUAUCCAAAAAGCCAAGGAUGAAUUCCACCAAAUCGCCAGGCCCACCGGUCACACCAGUAUCUUUAGCCAAUGCUAUUACUCUUGGAAAUCAAGUUCCUGUGUCGAUGAAAGACCAUGUAGGUAUGAUGGUAUCGAUUGGCAACAACAUCAACACUCACGCACAGGGGCCACAACCAAUCAAAAUGACAAGUGCUGAUGGGGAAACUGUACAGAUAUUUACAACAGACGCAGCUGGAAAUAUCAUAACUGGAGACGCAGUGGUGAUGACCCCCUUACCUGUAACCCCUAAAGCUCCCCAGGCCACUGUGAUGACCGUGCCCGAUGUAUCUGAACAAAGACAGUGGUGGCAACUCGAGGAGCUUGUGAAUGGAGUACUGAGCCAAGCCCAACAGAUAAAAGGUCUGAUAGAACAAGCCAAGCAACAGAGUCAGAUGUCUCGAGAUGCUGCCAUUCAUCAACUCAAGAUGCAGAUGGACAAAGAAAAACAAGAUGCACUGAAUGCAGCACGAAUUGAGGCCCAGAUGAGCAUACAGCGUGCAGUAAUGGAAGAACGGGCUCAGAAAGAUAUCGCAGUACAGCAGGCACUGGCCACGGCACGGGCAGAGUUACAGGAGAAAUUAGACUCGGUUACUGUGGUGACAUGUGACAAAGUGACAUAUAAUGACUCGUGGACUCACCAAGGAAGCCAGAAUAACAUAGAGAGCAUCAUGGUCACAGAAGUGGAAGACGAUUCUGACAAGGAGAAAGAAUGAGUGGUCUAUUACGUGUUUCACAGAUACUAGUCAGUUGUGUUCAUGAGCCAUCUGGGACGGAUUUGCCGACACAAGGAUCGCACAAUAUUGUAUUGAUUAGGCAUAGAUAUUUGUCUCUACAGAUGUAGUCUAGACAGGCCAUGUAACAUCAACCGACAUUCGGUCUGAAUGAUCCCUUGAUUACAUGUUUCUUUCUAUAGAUAAGACACUCUGUAUGGAUAUGUUAGCACGAUGCCCCCUUUCAAAUUCCCAAAUCAAAUGAGGCUGCUUUAAUUUAAUCAAUUACACAAGUAUUCCUUCAUUUUUGACAUGGAGAAAUCCAAGAUUUCCACUCAAUACACAUAUCUUGUCUGUGUCCUUGAAUAUGCAAUGAUAAAGCCAAAGGAUUUAUGUUACCCACUAGAUAAAUUUACCAAUCUACAUAUGAAAUUAUAAAGGUUAGAAAGGUAUGUUCAGCUACAGAGCCUUUGAUUCCAAGAGUAGAGAAGAUUGGAACUCUUCGAUUUGGAUGUGCUUCAUGGGCAAGUUGCAAUCCACCAUCAUUUCAGCUAGAAUGAUUAUCCGACUUUUCUAGAAAAUAUUGUUCCGACUGGGGUUGACAAUUCUGCAAACCUAAAGCCUCAACCAACUGUUACCCAAAUUGCAGACCAACUGCAACAAUUUGACUAGAGCCUGCGAGUAGUUUUUUCAAAACCUUGGGUCACCAGAUGUUAUAUAAUGUACAGCCGUAGCCAGCAACACCAUCUAACACCAGCAUUGUAUAUAUUUAUCUAGUGGAGACGAGGAAGAGAAGCCAUUUUGUGUGCCUUAGUUUUCAGUCCUACAUAUAUAGCAGCUGCCCCAUAGCUAUAUAUAUAUUGGUUAACACUUAAUAUAGAACUGGCUGUCCAUGCUUUUUAUGAAAAUUUAUAAUAUAUCAUUAUUUAUUGUUGUUAUUAUAAAUAAUUAGUUCGUUUCAUUGUUAUACUCAAUCAAAUUAAAACUAGAUUCUUAUUUAACACGAUUCUGUGGAUCUGGGGAUAAAAAAAACCACUACAGACUUUGACACGUUGUAAUAAGUUAUAACACUCAAAACUGUCAUUGUUGAAAAAACGUGUACAUGUGGGUACUGCAGAAAAAUAUUAUCCCAGUUAUUACAGAGUAGGUGGGAGUUGAUGUAAGAAGACAUCUAAGAUUAUAUCUGUAUUUAAUAUCGGAUAUUUUAACAUGACCUGCAGUCGAAGGUACAUGUAUGUAAUUCAGGGUCGGAAACACAAACCAAUGUACCGGGUAUUACUGUGCAGAUGGAAAUAUUUGCAAGAGAUUUAAUUUUGAUCUUCUUGCGGUCAUUAAAUUAACCAUUGAAAUACACAUCCAGUGAAAAUUUAAUAUAUUAAAUUAAUUUUCACACGCAAAUGUAUGAAAUGUUUCAUUAUGCAGAUUGCUUACAAGGUGGUGUGCUGCAAAGUUUAAUAGCUAGGACUAGUUCUGAUUAGAACAACCGUAAAAUUAAGAAAUGUGAAAUUAAACAACGAUGCAGUAGUCCAUUUCAAACAAGACAUUUAAACUUUUGAUAUUGACGGUACAGUACAAUGAAGUAAGUUUUAAACCAAGCAUAGCUGUUAAUUUUUUUUUUACUCAAUAGCAUUAAAAUACAGUUCAACAAUGUUUAUAUUCUGGCUUCUUAAAAUAAAGCCGUUAAUUUUGAUUUGAUUGGUUGUUUAGGCUAGAAAUUUCUGUUAUUCAUGGUAUAUCAGUACUAACAGAAACUAAGCAUCGUAAAGAAUUGGUAUCAACUUGUCUAAAGAGUGUGACAUCAAGACUUCUAUCGUAUAGAACUGGAUAACCUUGUCCAAGCAAUAUAGGCAGUGUAAUGAUUAUGUUAUAAUUACAACUGAAGAAAAAUUACAGAAAUUACAAAAAUUACAAUGAUAUAUUUUAUUUGAGAUAUAUGUUGUUGAAAAUGUUUGUAAUUUUGAUAUUGUUAUGUUUUUAGGUCACCUGAGACAAAGUCU